This is a messenger RNA of Aspergillus lentulus, 2610 nucleotides long. Its product is annotated as putative beta-glucosidase F. The record is from RefSeq and is a predicted model, not a curated record. Gene Ontology annotation, molecular function: beta-glucosidase activity. Gene Ontology annotation, biological process: glucan catabolic process; mRNA splicing, via spliceosome. NCBI's taxonomy places the organism in Eukaryota, Fungi, Ascomycota, Eurotiomycetes, Eurotiales, Aspergillaceae.
AUGCGCGUGCUUUCAGAUCUGGCCUUUGUGGCUUCACUGGUGCCAUUGGCACUUUCGGCUCCUACCUCUGAGUCUCGGGUUUCCGCUCAGCUGGAAUCACGAGACGCUGCUGGAUACUCCUCGCCGCCGUACUACCCUGCCCCUAAUGGAGGAUGGCUAUCCAGCUGGGCAGAGGCUUACGAAAAGGCCCAGAGGGUCGUGAGAAACAUGACCUUGGCCGAAAAGGUGAAUCUGACCACCGGGACGGGCAUCUUCAUGGGCCCUUGUGUUGGCCAGACGGGGAGUGCGCUGCGAUUCGGGAUCCCUAACCUCUGUCUUCAAGAUUCUCCUUUAGGGGUGCGUAACUCCGACCACAACACCGCAUUUCCGGCCGGCAUCACUGUCGGCGCGACCUUUGACAAGGACCUCAUGUACGAUCGCGGUGUGGAACUGGGAGAGGAGUUCCGCGGAAAGGGAAUUAACGUGCUUCUUGGGCCGUCAGUCGGCCCGAUAGGGCGCAAGCCGAGAGGAGGCCGCAACUGGGAAGGCUUCGGCGCGGAUCCCAGUCUGCAGGCGAUUGGCGGUGCGCAGACGAUCAAGGGAAUCCAGAGCCGGGGUGUUAUCGCUACGAUCAAGCACUAUAUCGGCAACGAGCAAGAGAUGUACCGGAUGAGUAACAUAGGCCAAAGGGCAUACUCGUCCAAUAUCGACGAUCGGACGCUCCACGAACUCUACCUUUGGCCAUUUGCAGAGGGGGUGAGAGCCGGGGUUGGCGCCGUCAUGACUGCGUACAAUGAGGUGAACAGUUCGGCGUGCAGUCAGAACAGCAAGCUGCUCAAUGAAAUUCUGAAAGAUGAGCUAGGGUUCCAGGGUUUCGUCAUGACCGACUGGCUUGGGCAGUAUGGCGGAGUCUCAUCGGCCCUGGCCGGUCUGGAUAUGGCCAUGCCCGGCGACGGUGCUAUACCGCUUUUAGGCAAUGCUUAUUGGGGAUCUGAGCUCUCGCGCUCUAUUCUAAAUGGCUCUGUCCCGGUUUCGCGUCUGAACGAUAUGGUCACUAGGAUCGUGGCAACAUGGUACAAGAUGGGCCAGGAUGGAGACUAUCCGCUGCCCAACUUCUCGACCAACACUCAAGAUGCGACGGGGCCUUUGUACCCAGGCGCUCUUUUCUCGCCAUCUGGCGUUGUCAAUCAGUAUGUCAACGUGCAGGCCGAUCACAACAUCACUGCGAGAGCAAUUGCCAGAGAUGCCAUCACUUUGCUAAAGAAUGAUGACAAUAUUCUCCCAUUGAAGAAGAACGACUCUCUAAAGGUUUUUGGGACAGAUGCCGGCCCUAACUCCGGCGGUCUCAACUCCUGCGCUGAUAUGGGAUGCAACAAAGGGGUGUUGACCAUGGGCUGGGGCAGUGGCACGUCCAGGCUUCCGUACUUGGUCACUCCACAGCAAGCCAUUGCCAACAUCUCGUCCAACGCUGCCUUCUAUAUCACCGAUAAUUUUCCCUCUAACGUUGCGGUAAGCUCAGGUGAUAUCGCCGUGGUACUCAUCAGUGCCGACUCCGGAGAGAACUAUAUCACCGUCGAAGACAACCCAGGGGACCGGACCUCGGCGGGGCUGAACGCAUGGCACAACGGCGACAAGCUCGUCAAGGAUGCAGCUGCAAAGUUCUCCAAAGUCGUCGUGGUCAUCCACACCGUGGGCCCUAUCCUCAUGGAGGAAUGGAUCGACCUGCCUUCUGUAAAGGCCGUCCUUGUCGCGCACCUCCCCGGACAGGAGGCCGGCUGGUCCCUGACGGACAUCCUCUUUGGCGACUACAGCCCCAGCGGCCAUCUCCCAUACACCAUCCCACGCGCCGAAUCCGACUACCCCUCCAGCGUGAGUCUCCUCUCGCAGCCCAUCGUCCAGAUCCAGGACACCUUCACCGAGGGCCUGUACAUCGACUACCGCCACUUCCUCAAAGCCAACAUCACCCCGCGCUAUCCUUUCGGGCACGGGCUGUCCUACACUACGUUCAGCUUCUCGCAGCCUACAGUGACCACACGCACCGCACUCGACAGCGCCUACCCGCCCACUCGCGCCCCCAAAGGCCCAACCCCAACCUACCCCACCACCAUCCCCAACCCCUCUGAAGUCGCCUGGCCCAAGAACUUCGACCGCAUCUGGCGCUAUCUCUACCCAUACCUCGACGACCCCGCCGGCGCCGCAAAGAACUCCAGCAAGACAUACCCCUACCCGACAGGGUACACGACCGACCCCAAGCCGGCCCCGCGCGCCGGCGGCGCAGAAGGAGGCAACCCAGCCCUCUUCAACGUGGCUUUCGCCGUCAGCAUCACGGUCACAAACACCGGCACCCGGCCCGGCCGCGCGGUCGCGCAACUCUACGUUGAACUACCCGAUAGUCUGGGCGAGACGCCCUCCCGCCAGCUGCGGCAGUUCGCGAAGACGAAGACGCUAGCCCCCGGGGCCAGCGAGACCUUGACCAUGGAGAUCACCCGCAAGGAUCUCAGUGUUUGGGAUGUGGUGGUGCAGGACUGGAAGGCGCCGGUUCGGGGCGAGGGAGUGAAGAUCUGGCUUGGGGAGAGUGUGUUGGAUCUGCGGGCUGUGUGUGAGAUUGGAGGUGCUUGCAGGGUUAUAUAA